Pestalotiopsis fici W106-1 is the source of this 1530-nucleotide messenger RNA. RefSeq lists its product as uncharacterized. The transcript has 3 exons. Gene Ontology annotation, molecular function: transmembrane transporter activity. Bases 1 to 1530 code for a protein of 509 amino acids. Gene Ontology annotation, biological process: transmembrane transport. Gene Ontology annotation, cellular component: membrane. The record is from RefSeq and is a predicted model, not a curated record. NCBI's taxonomy places the organism in Eukaryota, Fungi, Ascomycota, Sordariomycetes, Amphisphaeriales, Sporocadaceae.
AUGACCGACAUCAACAAUUCGGGCAAAGUCCUGGCUGAGCAAGACGAAUGGGUUGAGCAGAUCGACAAGACGAAUCAAGAUACUGAAAAUGGCACCACCAUCGAUGUUUUGCGGGCAAAGGAGCUCGAGAAGAAACUUUUGAGGAAGAUUGACACUAGAAUUCUUCCAUUUCUCGUUCUCAUCUAUGUGUGCAAUUAUCUAGACCGCAACUCAAUCACACAAGCCCGUCUAUAUGGCCUUCAGGAGGACACCCACGUCAAAGGCGCUGUGUACAACACCGCCAUCUCCAUCUUCUCGGCGGGCUACAUUGCCAUGCAGUUGCCCUCCUCCAUUCUGAUGACCAAAGUCAGACCUUCACUCUUCUUGCCCGGUUGUAUGAUUACUUGGGCUAUCGUUUCCGGUUGCACCGCCGCGACAAAUAGCCCUGCGAGCCUCCUGAUUGUUCGCUUCAUUCUCGGUCUUGUCGAGGCGCCCUUUUUUCCCGGUGCCAUCUAUUACUUAUCAUGCUGGUACACAAAGAAGGAGCUAGGAAUACGUAUGGCCUUCCUUGUUAGUGGCAUCUUACUCUCUAACGCUUUUGCCGGUCUCAUCUCCGCCGGCAUUCUUGAUGGUAUGACCGGAGUGACGAGACUGGCGAGCUGGAGAUGGUUGUUCAUACUUGAAGGUUUGAUGACCAUCGUCAUCGCUCUAGGGGCCAUCUUCUCCCUCCCCGACUACCCAGCAACGACAAAGUGGCUCAGUGACGAGGAGAAGACAAUCGCACAGCGCCGCCUGAUUGAGGAUGCUGGCGCGGAGGGCAUGUCGGAAGAGGAAGACAGUUCAUGGAAGAAGGGUCUCCUCUUGGCCGUCAAAGACUAUCGCUCGUGGAUCUUUGCCUGUUUGCAAAUGUCCGUCACUGCCAACAUUUCUUACUCGCACUUCUUUCCGACUCUGAUCAAGGAAAUUGGAUUCACCGACAACAUGACUGUUUUGCUGCUAACGUCGCCGCCCUACGUUUUCGGUUUCCUAUGGUGCAUCAGUCUCUGCUUCUAUGCCGACCGUGUACAAAAGCGGUCAAUUCCCGCCGCGACAUCCAUUUCCAUGGCCAUGGUGGCGACCGUCAUCCUUAUUGCGGUACCCUACAGCGACCAGUGGGUGCGCUACGCCUUUACUUUCCCACUGACGGGUGGUGCCUUUGGUGUCUAUGCCACGACCUACACAUGGCUCUCGUCCACCUUGGGCCAACCGCGCGUCAAAAAGGCGGCAGCAAUUGGUAUCGCCAAUACACUGGCCAACAUUGCGUCGCUCUACGCCAACUACUUUUGGCUUGACAAGUACGAGCCCACGUUCCAGGUCUCGUGGGGGAUCCUCCUAGCGUUUGAGUGCCUCGCUCUGACGUGUAUCCUCACCCUCCGGUAUAGCUUGAAGAGGUCGAACAGAAAGUUUGAUGAGCUUAGUGCAAGGAUAUCUACCAGUGAUGAGGCACAGAUUUCAGUUCUGAAAGAGGUAGAGCAGAGGGCAGUUGUCAACGGAUUUAGAUACGUGGUGUAG